CCCCCUUUUCGCUCUGCCCCGCCUCUUGCCCCAUGUUCGGUCCGGACAAACUGUUGGGGCAGCUGUCCAAGCUGGAUAGAUACGGGAAUAUGGCGUCCAUGGGGGAUUUGAACCCGGUCAGCUCCAACAUCCCGGCUACGAGGGUGGAAAUAACCGUGUCCUGCAGGAAUCUUUUGGACAGAGACACAUUUUCGAAAUCUGAUCCAAUCUGUGUUUUGUAUACACAAGGUAUGGGAAAUAAAGAAUGGAGAGAGUUUGGGAGAACAGAAGUAAUCGACAAUACUUUGAACCCAGAUUUUGUAAGAAAAUUUAUAAUGGAUUACUUUUUUGAAGAGAGACAGAACCUACGAUUUGAUUUGUAUGAUGUUGAUUCAAAGAGUCCAAACCUAUCAAAACAUGAUUUCUUGGGACAAGUCUUCUGUACACUUGGAGAGAUUGUUGGUUCACAAGGGAGCAGAUUAGAAAAGCCAGUUGUAAUGAAGCUUCCCUGGUGGAACCUGGUAGCCAAAACAAAAUUGGCCAUUGCUGGUGCGAGCAGGCUGCAGAAAGGAAUUCCUGGGAGGAACUGUGGCAUAAUAAUACUGACAGCAGAGGAAUUGAAUUGUUGCCGGGAUGCUGUGCUGAUGCAGUUUUGUGCAAACAAAUUAGACAAGAAAGAUUUCUUUGGAAAAUCAGAUCCUUUCCUGGUAUUUUUUCGCAGCAAUGAAGAUGGCAGUUUUACAAUCUGCCACAAGACAGAAGUUAUAAAGAAUACAUUAAAUCCAGUGUGGCAGGCAUUCAAGAUAUCUGUGAGAGCACUUUGUAAUGGAGAUCAUGACAGAACAAUUAAGAUAGAAGUGUAUGACUGGGAUAGAGAUGGAAGUCAUGAUUUUAUUGGAGAAUUCACAACAAGUUAUAGGGAAUUGUCCAGAGGACAGUCACAGUUUAAUGUGUAUGAGGUAAUAAAUCCAAAGAAAAAGGCAAAAAAGAAAAAAUAUGUUAAUUCAGGAACAGUAACAUUACUUUCCUUCUUAAUGGAAACAGAAGUUUCAUUUCUUGACUAUAUUAAAGGCGGGACUCAAAUCAAUUUCACUGUGGCUAUUGAUUUCACAGCUUCAAAUGGUAACCCUGCACAUCCAACUUCACUCCAUUAUAUGAACCCAUACCAGCUAAAUUCUUACGCCAUGGCACUAAAGGCAGUAGGUGAAAUCAUUCAAGACUAUGAUAGUGACAAAAUGUUUCCAGCUCUAGGUUUUGGUGCAAAACUGCCUCCGGAUGGAAGAAUAUCUCAUGAAUUUGCCUUGAACGGAAACCCUCAAAAUCCUUAUUGCAGUGGAAUAGAUGGUGUAAUGGAAGCAUACUACAUGAGUCUAAAAUCCGUACAGCUUUAUGGACCAACAAAUUUUGCUCCUGUUAUUAAUCAUGUAGCAAGGUAUGCUGCCUCAGUUAAAGAUGGCUCCCAGUAUUUUGUUCUUCUCAUUGUUACAGAUGGGGUCAUUUCUGACAUGGCUCAAGCAAAGGAGUCUAUAGUGAAUGCUGCAAAGCUUCCAAUGUCAAUAAUAAUAGUGGGAGUUGGACCAGCAGAAUUUGAUGCUAUGGAAGAAUUGGAUGGUGAUGAAAUAAGAGUAUCCUCAAGAGGAGUAUAUGCAGAAAGGGAUAUUGUUCAGUUUGUACCAUUUCGAGAUUACAUUGACAGAAGUGGAAACCACGUAUUAAGUAUGGCCAGACUUGCUAGAGAUGUCUUAGCUGAGAUCCCAGACCAAUUUCUUUCCUAUAUGAGGGUCAGAGGAAUCAAGCCAUCUCCUGCACCUCCUCCAUACACACCACCUAUUCAUGUAGUGCAGACUCAGAUAUGAGCAGGCCAAAUACUUAAUGCUUUUCACAAACUAUUGAGCGCUGCUAAGAAAAUGCUCCAGUACAGUGGUGCACUUUAAAGAGCCAAUAAGCUGAGGCCCAGGGUCCCUCUUUGUAAGCAGUGGAGCUUCUGGUGGGCUUUGGAGCAAAAUAAGUUAGCUUCAUAUACCAAAAUGUUCAGUCUGGUUGCAUGCGCAACAAGGAGCAAAAUAAAAUGGUGAUGUUUGUUUCUAAGUUUUAUUUUGUUUCUAACAGAAAAAAGCUACUGUUGUCAUGUGUUUGGAGAGAAAGCACAAGUCACGGGUUCUACUCAGAAGUCCUUGUCUUUCCUGAUUUAAUAUGUACAUAUGAUGUGAAUGCAAUUCUUCUGUAUCAAUGUUUACAUGUUACUACUUUUCAAAUUGAACGACUUUUUUAAUAAUUGUUCUUAAUCUUAAGAAUUUGGAAUAUUGAAUUGUCUAUCUUGCAAUAGUAAAAUCCACAAGAGAAGCAAUAUCUCUUUGAAUGAUUGUCCAGGAAAAUGUGAAUGCAAAACUAACAGUGGAUAGCAGGGGGACAAAUUCAUUCAUAGAUCUUGAUAAUGGAAACACCUCACUCAAGUGCUCAGUAAAGAAUUCAUCUGACACAUUUGAGAAUAAGCUUCCAAGAUGUGAAUACUGUAAGAAUAUGUAUUUUUGCAAGAUAUUCCAGAUCCUGAAAUAACUUGUGUUUACAUUUUUUAAGACUGAUUAUGCUGGCAUAAUAAAUUUCAACAACAACAACAAUAACAACAACAACAACAACAACAACGGUUCAAUUCUAGGAAAUGGCUGCAUCAAAUAACUUUUGAGUCCUAUAGUUUAGCUGAUGUAAUGUGUGAAAUCUGUAGAGUAUCCUGCAUAACAACAGUAGAGCUUUGGCAUUAUAUUGCUUUCUGCAGGUGAAUCUUUUAUUCUGAGUGAUUUAAAGCUCUUAUGCAAAUUGACAGUUGCUGUGAGGUUUGUCUAGAUUGUCCAUUCAAAGGGAUGCUGGUUCAUUUUGAACUGGCUGUUAGUCACACUAACAUAUAGGGCACACAAGUGGUAACCUAUUAACUGGGUUAAAAUUGCACAGCUACGUUGCUUUGUGCACAACUUUGUGUAUAGAACUACUCAAGUAUUUUAUGAUAUGCUUGUUCUUAUCCUAAUUAUCAAAUGUUUUUGCAUGUACAGUUUUUACAAGAAAUUCACAUUUUUGUGAGUAUUUGUGUUAAAACUUUUAAUUAGAACAAAUGGCCUUAAAUCUCACAAAUACCUUGGAAAUGAUUGUGAAUUGCCUUCAGAUACUGGAAAAAGAUGUUUUACUUUUGUGUCAAAAGUGUAAUUGCCUUGUAACGUGUAGCUCUCUUUUUUGGCACAUAACCUGUUUACUACUUCCUUUAUUACUAUAUAUGUUAUAAUGAACAGUAUUAAAUUAAGGUGCAUUUUUUAAGCAUGAACGGGUUUUUUCUGGAAAAACAUAUAUAAAUGACAUCAAUGGCGUAUAAUCCUAUGUAAUACAGAAUCUUCCAUUUUUAAAUAUAUUAAAGGUCCUUAAAAUAUU
This is a messenger RNA of Elgaria multicarinata webbii, 3393 nucleotides long. It is a transcript of the gene CPNE8, whose product is annotated as copine 8. The transcript is spliced from 21 exons. Gene Ontology annotation, cellular component: plasma membrane. The coding region runs from base 33 to 1835 and encodes 600 amino acids. Gene Ontology annotation, molecular function: calcium-dependent phospholipid binding. Lineage: Eukaryota; Metazoa; Chordata; Lepidosauria; Squamata; Anguidae. Gene Ontology annotation, biological process: cellular response to calcium ion. The record is from RefSeq and is a predicted model, not a curated record.